Musa acuminata AAA Group (dessert banana) is the source of this 3159-nucleotide messenger RNA. Its product is annotated as probable aminodeoxychorismate synthase, chloroplastic. The coding region runs from base 91 to 2853 and encodes 920 amino acids. NCBI's taxonomy places the organism in Eukaryota, Viridiplantae, Streptophyta, Magnoliopsida, Zingiberales, Musaceae. The transcript has 13 exons. Gene Ontology annotation, molecular function: aminodeoxychorismate synthase activity. Gene Ontology annotation, cellular component: cytoplasm. Gene Ontology annotation, biological process: folic acid-containing compound biosynthetic process; 4-aminobenzoate biosynthetic process. The record is from RefSeq and is a predicted model, not a curated record.
AGCUGCUCCGCUCUCCACCCGACUCUUCUCUUCUCUUCCUUCGCCCGCAACCCAAAGAGAGGAGAGGAGAGGAGAGGAGUAGGGAGGGAGAUGUCGGCGAUCUCGUGGAGACCGAGCGCCCGGGCCGUCGCUCGAGGCCUCGCUCCGCGGCCGGUGCUGUCACCUCGUCUCGCGCCGCGCUCCCUUGCCCUGAUUCCGGACCUCGCCGCGCGACCCAUCUCGCCGCUGGUGGCCCGGCGGCGCGCCCACGGAGGAGGGUUGGGGAACCCUGGCGAUGCCGAGGACGGGGAAGAGGAGGGGGAGAAUAAGAUCUCGAGCGAUGACGUCGUGCGGACGUUGCUGAUCGACAACUACGAUAGCUAUACGUAUAACAUAUAUCAAGAAUUGUCUGUCGUUAAUGGCGUGCCGCCUGUGGUGGUUCAUAAUGACGAGUGGACAUGGGAGUACAUCUAUCAUUGUUUGUAUAAAGAAAAGACUUUUGACAAUAUUGUCAUAUCACCUGGACCCGGAACACCAACAUGCCCGAAAGAUAUAGGAAUCUGUCAUCGGAUACUUCUUGAAUGCAAGGAUAUCCCUAUUUUGGGUGUUUGCCUUGGUCAUCAGGUGUUGGGAUUUGUUCAUGGAGCUGACAUUGUUCAUGCCCCUGAACCUAUUCAUGGACGUCUCAGUGAAAUCGAGCACACAGGUUGUGAUCUCUUCAAAGAUAUUCCAUCAGGAAUAAAUUCUGGUUUCAAGGUUGUGCGGUAUCAUUCACUUGUAAUAAAUGCAGACUCACUUCCAAAGGAGCUAAUUCCAAUAGCAUGGAUUAGUUCUGGGCAUACACUUUCUUUUCUAGAAGCACAAGAAUCUGACAUGAUUCCUGAUGCUUUUGGGAAUCAGCUAAACCAAUGUCAAGCAAUUGGUCAUCAUAUUGAUGACACCUUAUCUUCUAUUAGCAACGCUAAUGACUUUGGUAGCAGAAAACUCUUGAUGGCUGUAAGGCACUCCACCAGGCCUCAUUAUGGCGUGCAAUUCCAUCCUGAAAGUGUUGCUACUUAUCAUGGAAGACAAAUAUUUAAGAACUUCAAAAAGAUGACUGUUGACUAUGGUACGAGGAGGUCGCUGCUUCAUGAAAGACAGGUGUCUCGUGCAUGUCAAUCACUAGAAGAACUUCCCAAGGGUGAGUUAUUAUGGGAAAGAAGUGCCAUCAGGCAGUUUGUAGAUGUGUAUGGAAUCUCAAUGCCUCUGCUAAAAGGUGUUGAUGUCAAGUAUCUAAGCUUGCAGUGGAAGAAGUUCGAUUCCUUGUUAAGUGAGGUUGGGGGGUCAGAAAAUAUUUUCCGUGAGCUGCUUGGAGAUUAUAAUGUUGACAACACAUUUUGGUUAGAUAGCUCCUCAACUGAUAAGGGUAGGGCACGCUUUUCAUUCAUGGGUGGCAAAGGGGGGCCUUUAUGGAAGCAAUUGACUUUUCGUCUGUCUGAUAAAACUCCAUCUUGUCAAGUUGGACAUGAAAAAAGUAAAAUGACAACCGAAGCUGGAGGGUACCUGACAAUUGAGGAUAUCUAUGGAUCCUUGAAGACAAUUUUUGUUAGGGAUGGUCUGUUUGAUUUCCUGAAGAAGGAACUUGAAUCAUUUCACUAUGACAGAAGAGAUUAUGAAGGCCUGCCCUUUGAUUUUUGUGGUGGAUACAUUGGUUACCUUGGGUAUGAGCUUAAAGUUGAAUGUGGUGCAUCAUUUAACGACCACAAAUCAAAGGCUCCAGAUGCUUGCUUCUUCUUUGCAGAUAAUCUCGUGGUGAUUGAUCACUGGUAUGGAGAUGUAUAUAUUCUCUCCUUGCAUGAUAAUCAUAAUUCAGAUACCUGGAUGGGUCAACAUGCAAACCUAAAAGGAAAAUCAUGGGUAGCUGAGACCGAGAAGAGGCUGCUCAGUUUAAAAUCUUUAUCCACCAAGAAGUUUAAGAAUAAAACAUCAUGUGCUACCCCAUCUUUUCCAAAUGAGGGAAGCUUUAUAGUUCAGAAGUCGAGAAGCCAAUAUAUCAAGGAUGUCGAGAAGUGUCUGCAGUUGAUUAAAGAUGGAGAAAGUUAUGAAUUGUGUUUAACAACACAGAUGAUGAAAAAGGUUGACAACAUAAAUCCUUUCAAUUUAUACCUCAGUCUCAGGAAUCAAAAUCCGGCCCCAUAUGCUGCCUGGCUGAAUUUUACCAGGGAAGAUCUAUGUAUAUGUUGCUCCUCACCAGAAAGAUUUCUUCGAUUAGAUGGAAACGGUAUGCUCGAAGCGAAGCCCAUUAAGGGGACAAUAGCUCGUGGUAGAACACCAGAUGAAGAUGAACAUCUCCGAUUGCAGUUGCAAUACAGUGAAAAAGACCAGGCUGAAAAUUUGAUGAUCGUGGAUCUUUUAAGGAAUGAUCUUGGACGGGUCUGUGAACCAGGCAGUGUGUGUGUGCCUUGUCUUAUGGAAGUGGAAUCAUAUGCAACCGUUCACACUUUGGUUAGUACCAUCCAGGGGAAGAGAAAAUCUAAUGCAAGUCCUAUUGAUUGUGUUAGAGCUGCCUUUCCAGGUGGCUCGAUGACUGGAGCACCAAAGCUAAGGUCAAUGGAGCUUCUUGAUUCGUUGGAAAGCUGCUCAAGAGGCAUAUACUCAGGAUCUAUUGGAUUCUUCUCAUACAACCAGACAUUUGAUCUGAACAUAGUAAUUAGAACUGUCGUCAUACACAAGGGGGAAGCCUCUGUGGGAGCUGGUGGUGCAGUUACAGCAUUGUCGAUACCAGAAGAUGAAUAUGCUGAAAUGAUGCUGAAAGCAAAAGCCCCAACAAAGGCUGUGGAAGAAUGCAGCAAAGAUUUGGAUACCUGUGGCAGCUCAAUGAAGAUGGUCUCCUGAUGGGUUACUAUUACUCUCUUUACAGGAGUUUCUUAAGCCUUAUUUCUAAAAUUAUAUUAUGCUUCACUCAUGUUUGAGUGUGAAAAAAAUUAUAGGAACACAAGAAAUUAUUCAUUGUUACAGAAAUAUGAAAGCUGAUGAAAUGAUUUAUAUUGGCACUAUUGCCUGCUUGUAAAAGUAAUUGUGGGUUCAUUUAGAACUUGAGGUGGUCUAUUGUCUGUCACAUAAUGUCUUUCUAUCAGCUUGUUGUAUUAUUUUUUAUUUGAACUGAUUGCUAAUAUUGUCAGCAAAGAUAUUUGCAAGUAA